Molecule: messenger RNA, 829 nt
Organism: Aspergillus heteromorphus CBS 117.55
Lineage: Eukaryota; Fungi; Ascomycota; Eurotiomycetes; Eurotiales; Aspergillaceae
Gene: atp4
Product: F1F0 ATP synthase subunit 4
Exons: 4
Coding region: 1-732 (243 amino acids)
Biological process (GO): proton motive force-driven ATP synthesis
Molecular function (GO): proton transmembrane transporter activity
Source: RefSeq, a predicted model, not a curated record
AUGGCUUCGCGUUUGGCUAAGAGCGCCCUUGGCGCCACCCGGCUCCGCCCGACCCUUCCCACGCGCAACGUCGCUCCCAUCACUGCCACCUUGACCGCGUCUCGUUCGGCCUCCAACGUCCCGACCGAGGACCCCAAGAAGAAGGCCCAGUCGAUCAUCGAUGCUCUCCCCGGCAACUCCCUGGUCUCCAAGACCGCCGUCCUGUCUGCCGCCGCCGGUCUCUCCAUCGCCGCCAUCAGCAACGAGCUCUAUGUCAUGAACGAGGAAACCGUGGCUGCCUUCUGUCUUCUCAGCGUCUUCACUGCCGUUGCCAAGUACGGUGGUCCCGCCUACCGCGAGUGGGCCGAUGCUCAGGUCCAGAAGCACAAGGACAUCCUGAACGCUGCCCGUGCCGACCACACCAACGCCGUCAAGCAGCGUAUGGAGAGCGUCCAGGAGCUCUCCAGCGUUGUUGAGCUCACCAAGCAGCUCUUCGCUGUCUCCAAGGAAACCGCUCAGCUUGAGGCUCAGGCCUACGAGCUCGAGCAGCGUACUGCCCAGGCCGCCGAGGCCAAGCAGGUGCUCGACUCCUGGGUGCGCUACGAGGGCCAGGUCAAGCAGCGCCAGCAGCGCGAGCUUGCCGAGAGCGUCAUUGGCAAGAUCCACAAGGAGCUUGAGAACCCCAAGGUUCUCCAGCAGAUCCUCCAGCAGAGCGUCGUUGAUGUUGAGCGCAUCAUGUCCACCAAGGCCUAAGAAGUGGACUUGCAUGGAUAGCCUCGUCAGCCUAUGUACAAAUUAAAGAACUUUUCUGUUGUCAAUUAGACACAAGACCAAUGUGGUCAGUUAAAAG